Lutra lutra (Eurasian river otter) is the source of this 2447-nucleotide messenger RNA. It is a transcript of the gene UCP3, whose product is annotated as uncoupling protein 3. The coding region runs from base 354 to 1235 and encodes 293 amino acids. The record is from RefSeq and is a predicted model, not a curated record. Gene Ontology annotation, molecular function: oxidative phosphorylation uncoupler activity. NCBI's taxonomy places the organism in Eukaryota, Metazoa, Chordata, Mammalia, Carnivora, Mustelidae. Gene Ontology annotation, biological process: mitochondrial transmembrane transport; adaptive thermogenesis; response to cold. The transcript has 7 exons. Gene Ontology annotation, cellular component: mitochondrial membrane.
CUCACCUCCCUGCCACUCACCAGCCAGCCGCCUCUUGUCAAGUGAUCAGGCUGUCAACUAAGCUUCUGUAGGGUAAGGUUUCAAGCCAGCUGGAGCGUAUAAAGAUAGGUGCCAAGCCGGAGGCAGAGAGACAACAGUGAAUGGUAAGGGGGCAACUAGAUCCCUGCUGCCCCCUCCUGGGAUGGAGCCCUAAGGAGCCUUAAGGAGGCCCUGUGCUUCCCCUGCCCUGGCUGGACUCACAGCCUCCUCCCUGCACUAAAGCUCAGGACUGCAAAGCGGCCUCUCUCCUUGGACCUCUCUCCUCUCUUCUCUCUCCUGGGCCCCGGAGGGACCAGGCAGAACCUUCUGGGACCAUGGUUGGACUAAAGCCUUCAGAGGUACCUCCCACCACAGCUGUGAAAUUCCUGGGGGCAGGCACAGCAGCCUGUUUUGCUGAUCUCCUCACCUUUCCACUGGACACAGCCAAGGUUCGCCUGCAGAUCCAGGGGGAGAAGCAGGCGACCCAGGCAGCCCAGAGACCCCAGUACCGCGGCGUACUGGGCACCAUCCUGACCAUGGUGCGCACCGAGGGCCCCCGCAGCCCCUACAACGGGCUGGUCGCCGGCCUGCAGCGCCAGAUGAGCUUCGCCUCCAUCCGCAUCGGCCUUUACGACUCUGUCAAGCAGUUCUACACCCCCAAGGGAUCCGACCACUCGAGCAUCACUACCCGGAUUUUGGCAGGUUGCACCACCGGGGCCAUGGCGGUAUCAUGUGCCCAGCCCACGGAUGUGGUGAAGGUCCGGUUUCAGGCCAGCAUACACCUUGGGGCCGGGAGCAACAGGAAAUACAGUGGGACAAUGGACGCCUACAGGACCAUCGCCAGGGAGGAAGGGCUCAGGGGCCUAUGGAAAGGAACUUUCCCCAACAUCACAAGGAAUGCCAUCGUCAACUGUGCUGAGAUGGUGACCUAUGACAUCAUCAAGGAGAAGCUGCUAGACUAUCGCCUGCUCACGGGUGAGGCCCUGGGCUCCAGGGAGCUGCCCUCCCACAGCAGGGAGGAAACCUGGAAUUCCACAGAACAAUUUCCCCUGCCACUUCAUCUCUGCCUUUGGAGCCGGCUUCUGUGCCACAGUGGUGGCCUCCCCAGUGGACGUGGUGAAGACCCGGUACAUGAACUCGCCCCCAGGCCAAUACCGCAGCCCCCUGGACUGCAUGCUGAAGAUGGUGGCCCACGAGGGCCCCACAGCCUUCUAUAAGGGAUUUACACCAUCAUUUUUGCGUUUGGGAACCUGGAAUGUGGUGAUGUUCGUGACCUAUGAGCAGCUGAAACGGGCCUUGAUGAAAGUCCAGAUCCUACGGGAAUCUCCAUUCUGAAUAAAGCAGGGCCACUUAGUACUUAAUUGGAACAAGAACCAGUGGGUCCCACACAAACCCACACAUGUUUACACAACCGGUUUACUUGCUGCUGAGUCAAGAAAUAGAAGCAGAGAAAGGAUUCUGGUCUUCAGUGCUUUGUCUUACAAACACAUUUGUUUUGUACGGACAAGUUGGAAAUUAAAUUAUAUUAAUUUGGGGGACCCAUGAUGUUGGAUGCCUAACAUUUAGGCAAGAGAAAAUAAACCAAAACAUCCAUUUGGAUAAAACAAAAGUCUGCAAACCUAUGUUCUGUAAAAAAAAAAAAAAUCUAAUGAGAUGAUGAAUUGUAAACAGAAAAGACUGCAAGCAUGAGACAGCAGUGGCACAGGACGCCUGGAAAUCAGCUAAAGAGUGUGGAGGUAUGCUACCGAAACAACACAGCUGUGACUGCAGCCUUUGGUUAACCGUGGAUCAUCAGCCACAUGUGUAAUGUGCCUGCCGCUUAGAAGCCACUGGGAUUCUAGAAAAUAGGAGACCAAAAAAAAAAAAAAAAAAAAAAAAGGAGAGAGAGAGAGAGAAUGAGAAAACCUGGAACCUGUGCCAAAAGAACACUGCUGGGCCAGCAUGAGGCUGAGAUUCGUAACUGUUCCUUGAUGACGCUGCAGAAUCAAGAGGCAGACCUCAUCUUCUUUCCCGUAAAAUGGGAGUAAUAAGCCCUUCCCUCCUCUCUCACCAGGGAUGUUAUGAGGAUCAGGUGACAGGGUGGACAUGAAAGCACUUUAUAAAAGCGGUAGCUCUGAUAUUUACAAGUUCUUGGAAAAGAUAUUCUCAGCACAGUAAAGAACUGCCAGGGAAGUUUGUAAGGUUGAAAGGUUGUCUAGAAGUUAGACCAAAGGAGCCAGGGGCUGGGGGGCCAGGGGUGACAGAAUGGUGUGCACUCAUAGAAGGCCCACUCCCACACAGCCCUGGCUUCCCAGCAGGACCGUAACACCUCUGAAGGGUGCCGGGCUUGCAGAAAAAGAGGUAGAUGUAGGCUGACAGCCUAAAGUAGCAGGGCUCAGAGUUCUUUAGGAAAUUAUUAUAAUUCAAUAAAGGGUGUGGGAAUGAGAACA